This is a messenger RNA of Lytechinus variegatus (green sea urchin), 12214 nucleotides long. RefSeq names its product sodium- and chloride-dependent GABA transporter 1-like (gene slc6a1). The coding region runs from base 36 to 1679 and encodes 547 amino acids. Gene Ontology annotation, biological process: sodium ion transmembrane transport. Gene Ontology annotation, cellular component: membrane. Lineage: Eukaryota; Metazoa; Echinodermata; Echinoidea; Temnopleuroida; Toxopneustidae. The transcript has 12 exons. The record is from RefSeq and is a predicted model, not a curated record.
UCAUCCCUUUAAUUGCAAUCAUGUAAUUAGUCAUAAUGAUUCUUAACAAAAUAUAUAUAUUUUUAUUUCUUGCAGGUGCGUUUUUGCUGCCCUAUCUGUUGACUUUGAUUGUUGCUGGGAUACCUGUGUUUCUCUUCGAGACAUCAUUGGGUCAGUUACUCAGUCUUGGUGGUCUAGGGGUAUGGAAAAUAUGCCCUCUUUUCAAAGGUGUCGGUUAUGCAGCUGUGGUGAUGUCAUUUUGGCUAAACGUAUGGUACAUCGUAGUGAUCGCAUGGGCUUUGCUCUACUUGGGGAACUCAUUCACAUCUACGUUACCGUGGUCACAUUGUGACAAUGACUUCAAUACCAUCAACUGCACUACAAACCAAUCACUGGCCGAUAACUACAGCACAGAUCCUACAACCGAAUUCUGGAAGUACUAUGUUUUAGAAGAGAGUGAUGGUAUCCAUCAAGCUGGAAAGGUUCGUUGGCAGCUUGCUCUAACUCUUCUAGCUGCUUGGAUUAUCUGUUACUUCUGCAUCUGGAAAGGGGUCAAGUGGACUGGAAAGGUAGUUUACUUCACUGCUCUUUAUCCUUAUCUCAUGCUGAUUGUCCUGUUUUUCCGAGGAGUGACGUUAGAGGGCGCCAGAGAGGGCAUCGUUUACUACAUCAAACCAGAUUUCUCAAGGCUCACAGAUUCAGGGGUUUGGAUCGAUGCAGCAACUCAAAUUUUCUUUUCUUAUGGAACUGGUAUUGGAAGUCUAAUUGCCCUAGGGAGCUACAACAAAUUCAGCAAUAAUGUCUACAGAGAUUCAAUGGUGGUUGCGUGUGUUAACAGUGGUACCAGCUUCUUUGCAGGCUUUGUUGUUUUCUCCACGUUGGGACAUCUCGCCCAUGUACAAAAUAAAGACGUAGCCGAUGUAGCAACAAGUGGACCUGGUCUUACAUUCUUGGCCUAUCCAGCAGCCAUUGCUCAGCUCCCGUUCCCAUCAGUUUGGGCAGUUAUGUUCUUCUCUAUGAUCUUCAUGGUUGGUCUUGAUUCACAGUUCUGUACUAUGGAAGGUUUCUUCACAGCAUGCAUUGAUGAAUGGCCUCGAUAUCUUCGGAAGUAUAAAGAAAUCUUCAUAGCAGUCGUCUGUUUAGGAUCUUAUCUCAUUGGAAUCGGAUGUAUUACACAGGGUGGUAUCUAUGUGUUUGAGCUUCUGAAUACGUAUUCAUCCAGUGGUAUCAGCCUCCUCUUCUUGACAUUUUUCCAGACUAUAGGAGUCAGUUGGUUUUAUGGUGUGAAUAGAUUCUAUAAGAACAUUGAACAGAUGCUUGGAUAUCGGCCUAUGAUGUGGUGGAAACUUUGUUGGACUAUCUUUACACCUUUAAUCUGUGUGGGUGUAUUUCUCUUCAGCUUGGUAAAAUACAAAAGGGUUGAGUAUGAAGACUACACAUAUCCUGUAUGGGGUGAGGUGAUUGGUUGGUUAGUAGCUCUAAGCUCAAUGAUGUGUAUCCCAGUUUACAUGGUCUAUUUAUUCAUCGUCACCGAAGGAUCACUCAGAGAACGUUUUCAGAAGUGCAUCGCCCCUCGUUGGACGGAGCGGGAUUAUGAGAGGGGCAUAGCUGUACCUCAGCACCAGUACCCUUACCAGUCUUAUCCUCCUCCUUCUUAUGCUAAUGCUAUCGCUGGAGAAGGUAGACCUACUCAGGUUUAAACAGGUGGGACUACAGUUAUACAUCAUCAGUGGUCAACGUGAAGGCGGUUUGUGUAAGAUAAAACAUUGAUGUAUCUUCAAAUUAUCUUAUUGUAUAAAUGAUGUAAAAAAAACUACAGGUUGUUGUAUUCGAUAGUUUUCUAUUCUAGAAGAGGCAGUUAACUGUUAAAAAAACUCUCCAAGAUCAGUAACAUGAAAGAAUGCUGACAAUGGGCUGAGGGGUAUGAAGAACGUGUUAUCAUGGGAAUAGGAGGAGAAAUAAUCUAAAGACAGAAGAAUUUGACUACAUUGUUCUGACCGUGAUAACAACAACAUGCCGUUAAAACAGAUUCCCAAGGUUUAAAAGAAAGAGUUUUCUGUAUGUGAUAAUGUUGAGUUUUGCUUUAGUUGGGCUAGUACUGUAAUAAAUGAAAUGAUUCUUAAGUUGAGAGUAGUAUAGCGGUUCGUGCUUGAUUCGAUGGGAUACAAUGCAACAAAAAUCAAGGAAAGAAAAUAUCUUUGUAAUUUAUGUUUACACAUUUCAAAUAUUUAUAAGUAUCAAUACUAAAAGACACUUUUGACCUCCUUUCAAUCUAUGAACAACCAUAAUAUACUCAUGUUAUAAGUGCGCAAAAGUUAUAUUUUCCCUUCUCGUUUUAUUUGUUUCUAGGUUGACUAUAAAAAGUGAGUAAAUGCUUUUGACCGUUGUUUUUGAGUAAAAACAAAAUGUCGGAAAAGGUGAAGAAAUUGUAAUAUUCUGAUUAUGUAGGUAUGAUUAGGACGUCUGACCCAUGAAUUACUAUUUUUAAAGUUAAAUGCCAGUUAUGACAAUUUGAAAAUUGAUUUGUACAGAAUCCAGAAUAAUAUGUCCCAAACGAUUCAUGCUGGGAAAUUAUCCAAAUAAGCAUGGGAGUUUGAAUCAAAUGUCGGGUAUCUUUCCGAGCAAUGAUAAUAUAUUGCCCCACAAGUGCUUAUCUGUGUAGCCGAUCUACAAUGUGAUCCCGUUUUCAGCUUAUCUAGAUUUCAUGAUUUCACAAAGUUCAGUUAAUGUAUUAGAUCUGAUCUACGAUGAUAAAAUAACAGUUAAUUUUGUUUUUAAGACUUUCUCGUGAAAUCAGUGUUGACUACGACUUCUUUGAUCUUUCUAUAACUGUAUAAGAAAAUAAUCUAUGAAGACAAAAAGGAGAAGUCUUAGUUGUCAGAUAUUUAAUUAAACAUAAAGCAGGAAAAUUAUUGUCGAUAAUUUUAGACAAAGCCAAAUUAUAAUUACGCUUUUUACAACUUACAAGUUGCUGUCGAGGCUCAAAACAAUAUUCAUCUAGAUGUAUUUUUUUUACAUUGAUAACUACGUAAUAUCAGUAGUCUGUUUAGCGAGUGUUACGGGUGUUCUCAGAAAGUCCUUGGGGAAUUUUUAUUUGCUUCGAAAUAAUUGAAUAAUGAAUUUUUGUAAGUACUCAAAAUACCUAUUGAUGCCCAAAGACUACAAAGCAUUUCGUGCUAAAUUUGACAGUUAUUACCUGUUUUUGGUAUUAGUUUGAUUUUUAUCGUUUUUUCUAAGGCUUACUGCACCUGCAAAGCCUGUCAGUCGCUCCAGGUUUGUCGUUCUCAUAUUCCGCCGAAGAAAAGAACAAUGUUAAUAGUAAGAUCUGAACUCUGGUCACUAAAUUGGGAAGGGAGAUAGAGAGAGAAAUUAAGGGGAGAGAUGCAAACAGAGAUAUAGGGGGUAGAGAGACAGACAGGUAUAGAGGGGGUUUAAAGAGGGAAGGACACGAGAGAGAGAGAGAGGGGGAGAUAGAGGGGGAAUUAGAAAGAAAGAGACACACACAUGCAGACCCCCACGCACGCACACACAAGCCCACACACACUGACAGAGGGGAGUAUGGAUCACGUAAUAAUUACACCCCUCCUUCCCAUAUUAACAUACCCUCACACAUCCCAUAGCGCACAUCAUCUCCACCCACACACGGGCUCAUAUGGGAUUUUUCUAAAAGAUGUGGCUUUUCCUUUUCCAUCAUAACAAACCGAAGAGGUAUUUAUCUCUCUGACCAUGAUAGUUGCGGUGAUUAUUGCGCUCUAGGCGACAAAGCACCAAAAAGUAGUCCUGUCGGUGCCUCUAACUUGCUGAAAGAGGCUACUAUGAGCGUUAUAGAACCGACAUGGCGUGAGAAAAGGUAAUGUAACGAUCGGGAACUUUUCUUCCAGAGAUAAAGUUUAUUUUGUGUAGGAAGGUUUUUAAUUAUUGAUAAUAAUCCAUAAAGGGCACCUUUAUUCUCCCACGUUGCAUGGAUUGUAAAGCCUUUACAGGCUAUAUUUGUAUCGUUUUCCUGCGUCAAAGAAAAGGCUGUUUUGUCGUCACUAACACUUCUCGCAGCUGAUAGUUCCAAUAAAUUAUUUUUACAUAUUUUUAAAUUAAUAAUUUAUAUAUAAAUUCGGUGUUGUUAUUCCUUCUAAGACCGUAUGGAUUGACCCAGUUUUGUUUACCUGAAAGUAUUAAUUUUUAUAUGCAGUAUAUACAUAGUGUGAUCAAAUUCCGACCGGGCUCCAAGGUUAUUGGAAUUGUCACCAAGUUCACCUAUAAAGUCAUAUUGCCACGCUUUUUGUGUCACAACCUAUUUUUAAAAAAAUCAACUAAUGUCCUUAACUAAUAGUCCCCGGAAUAUUAACCCAUAAUGCACAAUUCUGAUCAUGUUGUUUUAUGAUAUAAACCAACUAAAAUGAAAACAAUUAAUAUCGUACUUCUCUUUAAUCGUCUUAUCAUCCCUGUGGAAAGAGAAAUGUCUCACAGUGUCUACAACAAUGUGAAAUCACCUUCAAAAUACUAUUUGAGCAUUUUAGCAGUGUUAAUAUCAUUUUCACAUAAUUCACUGGUUGUUUUUAAGCAGAGACAGUGUGAUACUAUGUAAAAUUAUGUUCUUUAUGAAUUCGUGUUUCGAAUAAAGAUCCAUUGACAGUUAUCAUUUUUAAACGAAAUUUUUCAUUAUUUACGAAAUUACAUUGAAGCGCGCAUUCAUUGCGUCUAUCGAACAGAGAUGUUUUCUCGAGUUUCAUGAUUAUCCCCCCCCAAAAAAAAAACACGUUUUCAAGAGACUACAUGAACGCAGCUAUGUCAAGGUAUCUUACUGACGUGAUCGCGCAUACUGAUUUGGCUUUUUAAAUGUCCACUGCAUCACAGUCUCCAGCUCUUUAUUUUGCUGCUAUUUUAAGUCGUCUCUUUGUCGGAUCGAAACCACCCUCAUUUCCUCAGAGUGCAGCAGUCAGGGAAUAAGUGUCUUCACCGAGGAGCUCGCAGUUCUUAUUCUUCCCGAUUUAAUUUAAAUGAAGUACUAUUCUUAGUGUGUUUUAUACCCAGUAGAGUGAACCAACUCAACUAGUAGCUCAAAAUAAUAACAGAGAAUGUGCUUGUAAUAACGAGGCACUGGCUACAAAUAAUCCAACAAAACGGGUAUAACCAUGAAACAUGUAAUAUUAGUAAGGAUGGUUUUGGGCAAAAUUAUGACUAAACAAAAGAUAGAAAAAGGGAAGCUGAUAGUCACUGCUAGCCACAACUGAAAAAAAUAUAUCUUGUGUAGGCCUACUUUGGUUUCUUUGAGAAGUAAUCCAUUGGCUUUUUCUCUAGAUCAACCCUUAAUACCAUCGGAAUGACGUGAGUCGGUCUUGUCUUCAGUUUAUGAUAGAUUUGAUGAAGUCCAACUUCCAAGAAACUUUCAGGAAAAGGUUUUUUUAAAUCUAUUUUCUAAACAAAUUCAAUCAGUAUAGUGGCAUACAUGGAGAUUGUUCUUCAUGAUUUACCAAAGAUCUAUUAAAUGAUGGAACCUUUAAACAAGACUUCACUUUGACGUCACUGGUCGUGUUCCAGCCUGCUUGCAGCCUACGCACGAAGUGAGCACUGGGAUAUGAGAAUACAGAUAGAGAAAUAAAAAAAAGAAGAGAUAGAUAAAAUAAAUAGAUAAAGAUAAAGGAAGAAGAUACAUGCUUAUUCCUGAACGAGUGAGGGUGUGUGUGUUUUUGUGUACGAGGGAAUGACAAAGCUGGAGUGAGUUUUUCGUUUGAGGAUUUUUCGAGAGGAGGUUCUAAAAUUCGACAUGCAUUAGGGAAAAAGAGAGUAAUUCACACAAUAACUUUUGAGCACACAAUUACAAACUUAUAAGGCUUGAAGAAAGAAUUGAUUAUAGAUAAAUUAAUGAUAGAAAUGGAGAUAGCAAGACUGGAGGGGAUGAAAGUAAGGACAUGAGAGAUUCAAAAACACAGACAGAGGGGGGGGGGGGGGGUAGUAAACAAUAGGGAACGAAUGGACGAAGGAGAAGGAUAGGGCCAAAAUCGAGACAAAUAAAAGCAAAAAAAUAUCAAUAUAUAUCACAUGAGAAUGGAACGGUAGCAAGAACUCAGCGCUCGAUGGUACUUCAAAAUUUGGAUGACUGGCCUUCGGCGCGAAAUAAAUCUUGCAUAUUAUCCUCAGUCAUGUCAAGUGGUGUAUCAGAUAGCUUCACAUCUACGUUAGAUCAUUGUGGUAAACUAUGACGUUGAUAGAACAAUUCAAAUAACUAAUCAACCGUCGUUCUUUGAUUCUUUAAAGUAAGAAAUAUCAUGUACAUGAUUAUAUCACAACUUAUUGAACAUGUCUAUAUUAAAAAUGUCAAAGCUGUGGUACUUAUGAUUUCUUACAAUUGUAUUAUUUUGCUCUAAAACAUGUUAGUAUCGAAGCAAACGCUUGGAUCCACCUGAGGCAUGGUGGAUUUUAAUUGUUCCAAAUUCAUUUAAACAAAAGAAAUAAUUAGUGAGGUUAAAUUUCUGUUUAUUUGUUGGUCAAUUAGACGAGGUUUUUUCUAACCACCAGCCUCUGGUCUAAUGUUAAAGGCACAGGCGUUCUACGCUGGGGACCAGGCUUCGCUCACGGCAGAGAUAUUAUUUUCGGCCUCACCAAAAUUUUCAAAAAGGAAGGAUAGCUACAAUUUACUUUAAAAAAAAAAUAUUAAUGAGAAAGUUGCCAAAGUUGUUUAAUUGAUUUCUGACGUCAGAGCCGUGGCUUAUGCGCAUGAAUCAUGCAAGUAGCUUUACAUUACAAAUCAUCACAGUCACCAAACAAUGGGAAUUGCAGGAAAGUUGCAAUGAAAAAAAAACACAUAGCAUUUUAUAAUUUAGUAAAUUUAUUCAUUUAUUUUACACUCUUAGAAAGGUUGGGAAAAAGGCCUCAUUUUUAACCAUCACUGGGUAACAUACUGUCCACACAACUAUUGGUUAAAACCUGUCCAAUUUGGGUAGUAAAUAAUAAUUGGAUAAUAACUGUGCUCAAAAUUGGAUAAUAAUGAUUGCCCAGAAUAUAUAUAUAUUAUAUUUACCAAUAUACAUUACCCAGCACAGUAGACAGUAUGUUUCCAAACAUUUUAAAUGUGAAUAUAUUCAUUCGUUUGGGGUGUAAAAUAUAUAUUAAAAUAGGAAGAUUUUUCUAAAGAUUUGUGUGGCGGAGUUUUCGAGAUGAAUGUAAGCAGGCAUUCCCAUUAACUUUACAGUGGGAUAUAUUAAUUUCAAAGAUGUUUUAGAUAUUAAAGAAUCCUGUGGAAGGAUACUAAUUCGAGACAAGUGAUGGAAAGAGAAAGAAUAAAAGUGUAAAAAUGGAGGAAUGGUAACUAUCCAGACGGUAUCUUCAACAAGCAUAUUGAUCUACCUCCUUGUGAGGGUGAUAAAGUGUCCUACACACUCAUGAACAGACCUAUCUAAAGGUCAAGUGGACUACCAGACAAGUGUCACCAUCUUUACUCUUCACAAUAGCUCGUUUUCAGAUGAAAAUAUAGAACAAUUUCUAUUCACAUAGCCAAUGCAUGUAGAGAUGAUGACUUUUGGGGGGAUAUAAAAAUUUGUUCAUUUAUAAUCGUACUUUUAUUCGUUUCAAACUAGAUAAAGUGAUGUUUCACCUAUUAAUCAGUUUGUUGUACAGUAAGUGAGAGAGAGAAGAAGAGAUCUGUUUGGUUUGAAAGACGGUUGUUUGAUAGGGAUGAAUAUGGACGAUGUUAAUAGUGAAAACAGAUUGGCCGAACUGAGAAAGUGGGCUUAUAACAGAUAUUUUUCUUUCCUUCAAAAAGAGGAAAAUGCAUAAUCUAAAAAGGGUUUUACAAAGAUAAAACAAUACAUGAAAGUGCUAAUGUAAAACACAAAAUAGGGUCAUUCGUGACAUUUACCUUGUUCUUGAUAAAAAUUUCUCCUUUGAAAUUCAACAAAAGAAAUGGAGGUCAAAUAUGUACGGCCAUGCGUUUUUGGACUUUAUGCUGAAUCGAAAACAGAAGGACUAUCAAAUCACGCAAAUAUGGUGAUCCUGUUUUUGACACUUUAAUGAUGUUCUUUAGGAGAAGACAGUAUGUGAUGUGGGUCCUGAAUUGGAAAUACCCUUUGUAAAAAGCCUGAGGGGACAAGAUAAUCUAAGGGCCUUUUUAUUCACGAUAAACAGGAAUGAUGUGGACUGAUAUUAAUUUGUAUUGAUCACAUUAUUUCAUUUUCCUUAACCUUUGACAAAAAUUAUUCGUGUAAUUGUCUUAUAUAUGACAAAAUAUGAAGGAUUGAGACAAUAAAUAUAUACCGUAAGAUCAAUACAGGGGAUAAAUGAAACAAGGAGAGAGAGAAAUGGUUUGAUACUCACACAAAAGCUGCAGAUAAAGAUAAAAAUCAAGGGAAAUGAAAGAGGUAGAAAGAAAGAAAAACAGACAUAAUAUUGACAAAUUAAAAUUUACUGCAUUGCGACUUUUUCCCCCGAGUACAACCAAUUGUAAACAAUAUAAAUCAAGAUUAUCCACAUCAAUCCUCUACUUCUCUUUUUCAUAUUAAUCAAUGGGGCUUUGAGGUGUUAAUUAUCAUAGAUUAAAAGAAACAAAGCAAAUUUAACAGGCAAUUCAUUGCCAUUGUGUAGACCUAGUAUCACUAGUUUGACGCUGUGACAAGAUUAUGAUAUCGACAUCGCGCAAUAUAGCAAGACAAUGUCUAAUAAAUUGCCAUUAUGGUCCGAGAACCACACUAUUUUGGGUUGAAGGACAAAACGACAUACUGUCUCGUUGCUAUAAAAAGAUUUUCUAUUGUUUAAUAAACAAAGGCUUUGAUUGAUAGAGAAGAUUGUAUGUUUGGCUUACUAAAUAUUUAAGGAGGAGUAUCGGCAGUUUGUUUCAUUUGAGUUGAUUAUGCAAUCGGCAACGAUUGGUUACAUCAGUAUAGUCUAGUCUUAUUACAUAAUGGACCAGAAAUGAUUGAAUUGAUAACAAGGACAGAAAUGUUAACAAAUUAAGUACAAUAAUAAUGAUAAUAGCAAAUCUUAUUUAACCAGUGUAGCCAUUUCAUCUUAGCUGUAUCAAUCAGCAUGUCCAGUGGGCUCUGUAAAAUAUGUUAUCAUUACUCCUUUCUAUUUUGCAUGCCAAGCAGAUCUCUAGUAGGCAGUAAGUUCCAUUUGUAUAAGUCUUUGGUAUGACUUAGUUGGUAAUAGAACCCCUAACAUUCAUUCAUGAUGAAAUCUCUCUAACCACUGAACCAACAUACCCUUUGGAAUGAUUUUUUUUAAUCAUUGCAUGGCCAUGUAUGUGUUUCUGUUUCUGUUUGUGGUAACUCCCGUAGGAACUCGGCAGGACAGCAUUUUUGCUGGUAAACGCCAAGCUAUUAUAUCACCAAUUACCUUCAAAACAUUUUACGUGUAGAUUAAUCAGUCAUAGUCAUAGUUUCUAUGCAGUUUGAAACUGCAUAGAAAGUGGUUGGGCUUCUGCGUGAGCUAUAACAAAAUAGAUGAAAGUAUGGAAUGAGAGCGCGUGUGGUCUGUUGAGAUGAGGAUAAAGAGACAAAAUUAAUGACAAGAUGGAGAAGAGGUGAAAGAAAGCAAAGAAAUAGAAAGACAGACAGAUGAUAAGUACAGAGAGAGAGAGGAUAAGUUUUGUUUAAAAGUGAAGAUGAAGAGUGACAAAGACCACCAAUAAAGUAAAAACAAUACAAGAUGAAUAAUUGAAAUGUAUGGAAACAGAGUCGCCAAAGGGAUCCAUUAAGAUUGACGUCAUGUCACAUUUUGUUCAAUAUAAAUACAUUUGCUUCUUUUUUUAAGUCUUACAGUAACGUGCAUAUAUCGAGAAGUUUGCCCCUUUUUUAUAUUAUCAUUGAUUAUGGACAAUGGAAUAUUUAGUCAGUUUCACCUUCUUUAUUCUGGAUUUAUGCCUUGCAAUAAUGCGUGGAGAGUAAUGCAUUAAAAUGUAUGCCAUUAGCAAAAUAACAUCUUUCUAGUCGUGAGAUAAUCCCCAACAACCAUGUGUUGUAUCAAUAUUUCUUAUUUUAACGCUCAGUAAACACUCCGUUUUCACCAUCGCUUGGCAACGACGGUCAUUACCCUCUUACGCAUUGAAUGAUCAGACGAUGAAGAAAAUCAUGAAUUCGAGGAUUUCAAAAAAACAAAAGAAAAAAAGAACCACCUUUUAGAAACAAAAUAGAAAAAGUAUUUUUUGUUUCUCUUGCAAAGAAUUUGAUUACGGAAACGUGUCCCUUAUUCAUUACACCCGAAUUUUUUCGAUGAAAUAUUAUCCCUGAAAUGUUUAACGCACUGCAGGACAGAAAUAGCCAUUUAAUGAAUCCUCAUCUUGUAUAGUAAGCAUGUGGACUUUUUAUCGACAUAAGCGGUUAAACUAGGGUUGUUCAUUUUUAGAUAGUAUACAAGCUGGUUAUUAAUAUCAAAGAAGUAAUUCAGAUUGUAUGAUAACACUCUUUAAGAAUAAAGAGCGCUCUGUAACCCGUGUGGACAACAAAAACGUGAUUUUUAAUCAACAAAUAAAUAUAUACCUUCAAUUAUUUAUUCUUAUCAUCAGAACAUUGUGAUUUUAUUAUGACAAUAUAUUCAGUUUUGUAUAUACAUCUCACGUUCUUAUAAAUGUUUUCCUUUAUUUUUCAUUGUACCAUAUUUGACCUCUAUACUAUCUAUCACUGCAUCACUUCACCAUGUAGAUGCAGGAAAAUGUUGGAGUCAGUUAAAUUACAAUACGUAAUGAAUGAACAUCAUUGAUAUUAAUUUUCCUGAUUUCAAAUUCACUAAAUGAAAGAAAGGAUUUUUUUUAUAAUAAGUGACAUUAAGAAAAUCUGUAUGUAAUCAUUUUAUGCAAAUUCAUCGAAUCGACUUUAGUUUAUGACUGAUUUAAGUUUUACCGUUUUAUGUAAAAUUUUAUGUUAGAUUACAUGUAGUUUGUUAAUAGUGUUUGAAAUACCGCCCUUAUUAGUUGAUUUGAUUUGUGCUUUAUCUUUUUUUUAUGAAAGAGUAUACAGGUAAUUAGAUUGCAUUUAUCGAUAUGUAGUGAUUCAAAUAUUUAAACGCAAUAACAUUUUAGAUGCAAAGUUGUAACAUAAAAUGAUAGACCAGUGAAUACUGUACAUUAAUGUAUUUUGUAUGAAAUUGAAUAUACUACAUUACGUAACGUUGUGAAAAGGUCCGACCCGUCCGUUUUCCUACUUUUGUAUAUUUCUUGUAGAAAUGUAAUUCGUAUAUACAUACACCCCUCACAAUUUUCUAUGUGACUCGUAUAAUGAGACGGUAUUAGGGAUUUUAAAAAUGGAGUCUAGCAUUGGUUCAUGAGAACCUUUUGUACAUAUCGACAUGUAUGUGAAAUAGUACAGAUUGAAACGACCUAUGUAUAAUGUAUCACCCGUGUAUUUUUGUGACUAUCGAUUUGAAAGAGGCUUAUCUGUAUUUGAGUGUAGAGAUUGUAAAUAUAUGUGAUGGGAAUACUUGAAAUGAAGAAAACGUACCGUACGACUACAGUGAAACGUUUAGAUAUUAAGUCCUUAUUAUUUUCCAAUGGCGUUCUCCCUUUAUUCGGGUUGAGGAACAGUAAAAAUUGAUUCAUUUGGUUUGUAUUACAUUUCGAGUAGAUAUUUUAUGUUUAUGAUAAUGAAUAUCUUAUUCAAGCUUGUUGUAUCAUUAUUUUGUAUGAGAGUUUCAUGAACACAUUCUUUUAUACUAAUUGAUAGCCUGCACCAAAACUCUAAACAUCCACACUCCCAUUUAUUGUACCACUUUUUAAUGAAAACUGCUCGAUGUAUUUUUCUUUGAUUUGAAGUGAUUUCGUUACUUAUCAUCGUAUUGAAAAAUAAAUCAUUUUACAAUGUCGUCUAUAUUAGUGAAUUUUUGCUGUUUCAAUUUUGUUGGUUGAAAUAAUCAAACUGUGUUUUUAUAUUUAUGCAUGUAUGAUGUAAAUAUAUAUCUGAGUAUUGUCUUGCGUAUACGUCAAUUGGUUAACUAAAAUAUAUCAUACCCGUGAAAAUAAGUGAUUUGUAUCGAUGAUUUGUAUCGAUUUCUUUCUCGCUACAAUAUAUUUAUUUGUGUCUGCAGACCGUCAGUUGUUGAUUGGAGAGUAUUAUUGUGUACCCUUUCAUACAAUCAUAUAACCAUAGUAACUCUUUUGGUAGAUGAGAUUCCUUAUUAUAAGUUGUGGAAGACAUUGGCUUUGCGAUGGUUUGCUUGCGAUUGGCGAGUUACAUCCAUCAGGAUAAUGUAACAUGUAUGAAAGAAUUAUGAGAUGAUAUAAUCUUCAUAAUAAAACUGGUUGUUAUCCACAACA